AUGGAAUUGGUGGCUCGGCAGGUUUUGAACGGAGGCGUCGACACCGUCUUUGUCAUGCCCAAUCUCCAACCACCCAUCACUAGCGUCUCCCAAGCUCUGGAGUAUCAAUCUGCUCUCCAGUCCAUCGAACCUCGAGUCCAGUAUCUCAUGUCGCUCUACCUCCAUCCCUCCAUCACCCCGGAAGUGAUCGCCGAGGCCGCAGCAGCGGGCAUUACUGGAGUCAAGAUGUAUCCUCAAGGCGUCACCACAAACUCCGAGUCAGGCGUGCCCGCGGAUUUUCUCAACGCCUAUUCCCCCGUCUUCGCCGCCAUGCAGGAACACGACCUCGUGCUCAACCUGCACGGCGAGUGGCCGGGCCCUCUCCCCAACGACGACAUCACCCUCGAAGAAGCCUUCCUGCCGGAACUGAAGAAGCUUCACGAGAGGUUCCCACGGCUCCGAUGUGUCCUCGAGCACUGUUCCACCGCCGCGGCGCUGGACGCCGUACGGGCUUGCGGCCCGUCAGUCGUGGGGACGAUCACGGCACACCACCUCUACCUGACUGGCGAUGACAGCAACGUGGAUCCCCUGGCGUUCUGUAAACCGAUCCCGAAAAAGGCGUCGGAUCGGGACGCCCUGAUCCAGGCGGCGUGCAGCGGCGACCCCAAGUUUUUCUUUGGCAGCGACUCCGCCCCCCACGCACUCUCCUCCAAAACGCAAGCGAAGCCCGUCCCCGCCGGCGUCUUCACCCAACCCUUCGCCACACAACUCGUCCUCCUCGCCUUCGAGGAGGCCAUCGCCCGCGGCGUCCUGUCCGACGAGCAAGUCACGCAGGACAACCUCGAGGGGUUCCUCAGUCGCUCGGCCCGGCGGUUUUACAAGUUGCCCGAUCCGACGCGGGCGAUUGUGCUGGAGAGGAAAGGCGAGAGGGUCCCGACGAGUAUCAAGACCGAGGAAGGAGAUGUCGAGAUCGGGCUGUCAAAGGCCGGGGCGGAGGUGUUUAGUCUCUCCUGGAAAUGA
Molecule: messenger RNA, 999 nt
Organism: Fonsecaea monophora
Lineage: Eukaryota; Fungi; Ascomycota; Eurotiomycetes; Chaetothyriales; Herpotrichiellaceae
Product: dihydroorotase, homodimeric type
Exons: 6
Coding region: 1-999 (332 amino acids)
Biological process (GO): pyrimidine nucleotide biosynthetic process; 'de novo' pyrimidine nucleobase biosynthetic process
Cellular component (GO): cytoplasm
Molecular function (GO): dihydroorotase activity
Source: RefSeq, a predicted model, not a curated record